Medioppia subpectinata is the source of this 915-nucleotide messenger RNA. Lineage: Eukaryota; Metazoa; Arthropoda; Arachnida; Sarcoptiformes; Oppiidae. The record is from the annotation of a GenBank genome assembly.
AGUGCAACAGUUUUUUGAAACAUUGAGUCUUACAGUCAUUUACCCAGACUUUUAAACAGCGGUCGUAUUGUAACCGUCUUUUCCUCUCCACUUCUCUCUCAUUCAACUCAUCUCUCAUUCAAAGUGAAUGUGAUUUCAAAAGUUUAAAAGUCGUUGUGUUUUGAAAAACUACUCUUUUAUUAUAACAUUUGAUUGUCUUUUACGUCCAUUUGUGGCCACUUUUUACCGCUUUUAUUGUCGUUGUAAUCGCCGCCAGAGUUGUGGACAAUGUCUCGCCGUAAUGACAUCGCGAAGAUCGAUAUACCGGAUCUGGUCUGCGACACGAAGACCAACCGCAAGUACCGAAAGGGAAAAUUCUUGGGACGGGGAGGUUUCGCCAAAUGCUAUGAAUUGAUCGACACAUCCGACGGAACCAUUUAUGCGGGAAAAGUGAUCGCAAAGUCACAACUCGUUAAACCCGACCAAAAGGAAAAGAUGACUCAAGAGAUAACAAUCCACCGAUCGAUAAAACACCAGCACGUGGUCGAGUUCGUCACAUUCUUCGAGGACAAGGAUUUCAUUUAUAUAAUUCUGGAGCUCUGCAGCAAACGAUCGUUGAUGGAAAUGCAUAAAAGGCGUAAAACACUGGCGGAGUCUGAGGUGCGGUAUUACGUGCGACAGAUUGCCAACGCGUGCCGGUAUUUGCACGACAACCGGAUAGUGCACAGGGAUCUCAAGUUAGGCAAUCUGUUCCUCAACGACAACAUGGAGAUCAAAGUGGGAGACUUCGGUUUGGCCACAAGGAUUGCGUGCGAAGGCGACCGCAAACUGACGCUCUGCGGCACUCCUAACUAUAUCGCGCCCGAAGUGCUCUUCAAAAAGGGCCACAGCUAUGAAGUGGACGUCUGGUCGUUGGGCUGUAUUGUAUACACACUG